UUUUUGAAUUCGAUUUACUCCUAUUUGUAAGACAUAUUUUGAAAUAAAUUAAUGAUAUUUCGAAAAUAGAAACUUCAAGCUUUGAAAUAAAGUUAAUAUUAUAAUUAUUCAUCGAAUAUUUCAGUUGAAAUGUUUAGCUGAAAUUUGCCAAUUUUCAUGCGCAAAGGUUCACUUUUCGCGUCGAUGGUAAUUUGAUCUCGAAAUGGCUAAUGUAUUGGCCAAUAUCUACGACCUUGUUUUUCCAAGUCCGCCAGCUCUCAGAGAUAUUGCAUCCAUUGCAGUUGCAGCGAAAUUAUUUCGUAAAGCAAUUAAUGAAAAUGUUUCAAGUGACGAUGACGUUUCGGAAGCGAUUUCAGUACGUGGCGAACUCCCUUAUCUGCCAUCUACCCUUCUUCCCAUCGUCGAAAGAUAUUUUGACAACAUUGAAUAUUCGUGGGAUUAUCGACCCGUCGAUGGUACGGAGGAUGUUGAUUUUGAUGCUGUAAUUUGCGAUUUUAAUGGAAAUAUAAAUUACGACAGAGUUGCGAAACAAGCCAUGUUCUGCGAAGAAACCAGCGAUGUUCAGAAGUUCGAGAUAGCGUGUAGAUAUUGCCUCGAGGAUCAUAUAAUACAAAUUUGGCCAUCUGUGUCAGAACACUUCGACCUGAAUGAUAUUGUUUUUCGCGACGAUCCUCUACUGUAUUACUGGAUUUGCCGUUUAAGAAAUCAGCUUCAUAAAGUUCCCCUCGACUAUGGUUACGUUGCUAUCGAUGGAAAUGAACUGGAAUGUCUGAAUUUUUACAAUUGGACACCCGUAGAGUACUUUUGGAACCGUUUGAAAGUUGGAAAUCGAAUACCAAGUGCAGCAUAUUUACUCAGAUGCAACGGGCAUGUAUUCUGUAGGCAUAUACUUGCCACAUUGAGCGAGGAAGAAUUGAAAACAUUGAUGACAUUAACGACUGAAAGUGGCGAUAGUUUCAUGUGUACUUUAUUAAAUACUUCAUUUCAUCCUCACUACUCUUGCCCGAACAUGCGAGGCUUGUGCAUUUUAGCAGCAUGGGAAUAUGUUAAACAUAAAGUAAGCCAUACAGAUUUCAUUUGCGCAGUACGGGAGAUUAUUAAAAAACAGACUGAAGGCUCCGGUAGCAUUUGGACGGACCAGAAUUUUUCUUACGACUUUUGGAACACUUCUGCAGAUCAUUUAAAACAGAUUGCUAUACAAGAUGUUUUACUUGACCAAUCUUUAUUUAUAAUAAGUAAUGUCGAAUAUAGGAGUAUUGGUAGAGAUAAUUGGCUCAUAUGGUGUGUGCUGAAAGAUGCACCAUUGGAAGCCAGAAGUACUUUUUGGUACAAAAAUUGGCGUAUAAUAUUGCCCGGUACGAGAACAGAAGAUUUGCAACGAUUUAUCACCUUAUGCUGCCAGAACGAAACGGAAAUGCUUCUGUUUAGAAAGAAUAAUUUAUCUAAAUACGAAAACAUAAGUCAAGUAUGUUUGCAAUACCUGAAAAUGUACGAGUUCGAAAAAUUGAACGAAUAUUGGAACUUUUGCUACUUCGAAAUAGAAAAGCAAAUUGUUUUCGCUUCGCAGCUCAAGUUAUUAACUGAUUAUGUAAAUUUUCUCCAUAGCACUGAUGGUGUGGACUAUGGCAGAACGAUGUACCUCAUCAAAAAUAUUAAUUCGCUGAGUACGUUUAUCGAGAAUACUUGUAACGAUGUCGACCUCGCCGCUGAUCUUAAAAAUCAGAUCUUGUUGGCACCUCGAACGAUCGUAAUUCUAGCUAGAUGUGUCGCUUUGAGUCAUAUUAAGGAAGCGAUGCAAUUUGUCGACUUAUUUGCGAAGUCUGAGCAAGCGACGAUCAAUUUUAAACUUCAUAUUAUGCCUUCUCUGGUAAAUGUCCUGUCAACUGGAAAGGAUCUUCACUUUACAUUUGAUACGGACAGCUUUGCAAGUUUCGUGCGAUGGUGUUUAGUAAGUGACGACAAAAUCUCAGAAUUUAAACGAACUGUCACUAUUGAUGAAAUCGUUCGAAAUAUAACACAAUACGAAGAGCAACGUUUUUUUGUUCUGGGUGAUGGGUCUUUUGGACGAGAAACUUUGAUCCGGUUGUACUCUGAUCUCGCUAAAUUUUUAGAAUGGUUGUUUUCCUCGCCUGAGAAAAUCGCGGAGGUCAAAAAAAAGUUUGAUGGGUUCGAACAGUACACUUCGAAGUGAGAAUGGUUUUGCAUUUUAUGGUUGCUUUUAUAUUAAAAGUAAGUAGGUAUUUUACUUAUGAAAAAAUGAUUGUUCGUUUUUUAUCUGAGUACCCAAAUUAUCAAAGAUAAGUAGGUAAAAUACCUAAUUCAUGAUUAUGUUACAUUCAUUAUUGUUAUUAUUAUCAUCAUACUUUUCAUUUUUUGAUAUCGCAUUUUCUUUUGGAAGUAAAUUUGUAUUUUUAUA
Planococcus citri (citrus mealybug) is the source of this 2416-nucleotide messenger RNA. RefSeq lists its product as uncharacterized. The record is from RefSeq and is a predicted model, not a curated record. The coding region runs from base 203 to 2191 and encodes 662 amino acids. The transcript is spliced from 2 exons. NCBI's taxonomy places the organism in Eukaryota, Metazoa, Arthropoda, Insecta, Hemiptera, Pseudococcidae.